UUGGUGCCCCACUUGUGCGGGUUGUUCUUGAGGUAUUGGCGGGUCGGGUUGUUUCGGUUGCGGGAGGGUAUGACGCCUUCAUCGAACGAUACGACCGGCGGUGUAGUAUAUCCUCGCGGGAAGGUUUCCUGCAGCGUCUUGACCACGGAGCGCACCUUCCACGCCCUGUCCGAUGCUGCUUGA
Messenger RNA from Phytophthora sojae, 183 nucleotides. RefSeq lists its product as hypothetical. Lineage: Eukaryota; Oomycota; Peronosporomycetes; Peronosporales; Peronosporaceae. The transcript has a single exon. The annotation marks the transcript as partial. The record is from RefSeq and is a predicted model, not a curated record.